Messenger RNA from Volvox carteri f. nagariensis, 2581 nucleotides. RefSeq lists its product as uncharacterized. The coding region runs from base 209 to 1720 and encodes 503 amino acids. Lineage: Eukaryota; Viridiplantae; Chlorophyta; Chlorophyceae; Chlamydomonadales; Volvocaceae. Gene Ontology annotation, cellular component: small-subunit processome; box C/D methylation guide snoRNP complex. The transcript is spliced from 8 exons. Gene Ontology annotation, molecular function: snoRNA binding. The record is from RefSeq and is a predicted model, not a curated record.
UCUACAAGCUAUUUGUGUUUCAUUUAGGGUAGUAACAUCAGAGUUGGAGCUUAGAUGUAACUGCGAUAGUGUUAAAACAAGCGAAAGUUGAAGUUUUCCUUAAGUGUGCGAUACCCUCGGGCAUUCCUGCUAUACCUUUUGCCAUAUCUUGCGCAUUGCCUUGCGGGCUGAGGCGGGACUUUGAUAGCUCUCGAGUUCAGCCGACGCAAUGGCGACAUUUGUUCUGUAUGAGUCGGCGGUGGGGUAUGGCAUCUUUGAAAUCACUGAGUUCGACGAGAUUGGGCAGGCUGUCGACAAGGUGCAGGAGGCGAUCAGCGACUUGGCCCGCUUUGGACGCAUCGUCAAGCUUGUCGCGUUUAAGCCUUUCCCUUCCGCAGCGGACUCUCUAGAGCAAAUAAAUGCCAUAUCUGAGGCGCAGCUCACCGAUGAGCUGAAGGCUUUUCUGGAGCUUAAUAUGCCCAAGGUGAAAGAGGGUAAGAAGGCAAAAUUCAAGCUCGGGGUUUUUGAGCCAAAGCUCGGCAGCGUUAUCCAGGAGACAACCAACAUCCCGUGCAUCAGCAAUGAUGUUGUCGGCGAGGUCAUUCGCGGUAUCCGUGCCAAUAUUUCCCGCUUCAUCUCGGUAUCGGACGCCGAUAUGAAGCGCGCGCAACUGGGUCUGGCGCACUCCUACUCGCGUGCGAAGGUCAAGUUCAACGUGAACAAGGUGGACAACAUGAUCAUUCAGGCCAUCGCGCUCCUGGACACGCUCGACAAGGACAUCAACACCUUCGUCAUGCGUGUGCGGGAGUGGUAUUCGUGGCAUUUCCCAGAGCUCGUAAAAAUUAUCAACGACAACUACCAGUAUGCGCGACUGGCGCUGGUUAUUAAGGACAAGUCCACGCUGACUGAGGAGCAGUUGCCUGCUAUGAGUGAGAUCGUGGGCGAGGAGUCGAAGGCGAAAGAGAUACUCGAUGCGGCACGAUCAUCUAUGGGGCAGGACAUUUCGCCUAUCGACCUUCUCAACAUUGAGGUGUUUGCGCAGCGGGUCAUUAAGCUGGCUGAGUACCGCCAGAAGCUGCACACCUACUUGCUGGAUAAGAUGCACGCAGUGGCACCGAACUUGUCGGCACUAAUUGGUGAGGUGGUGGGUGCGCGCCUCAUCAGCCAUGCGGGCAGUCUCACGAACCUUGCCAAGUACCCAGCCUCGACGGUGCAAAUCCUGGGAGCCGAGAAGGCGCUGUUCAGGGCGCUUAAGACGCGAGGCAACACGCCCAAGUACGGCCUCAUAUUCCACUCUUCCUUCAUUGGGCGCGCCAAGCAGCGCAAUAAGGGCCGCAUUUCCCGCUACCUAGCGAACAAGUGCUCGAUCGCCUCGCGCAUUGACUGCUUCAUGGAUGCGGCUACCAAUGUGUUCGGCGAGAAAAUGCGGGAGCAGGUAGAGGAGCGACUGCGCUUCUACGAGGAGGGCGUGGCGCCGCGUAAGAACGCAAACGUCAUGGGUGAGGCCAUGGAGGUGCUGAAGACGCAGCUGGCGACGGAGGAGGAGGAUGGGGCGGAGAAGAAGAAGAAGAAGGACAAGAAGGAGAAGCGGAAACGGGAGGCUUCGGAGCCUGCUGAGGACGUCCCCGCGGAGGACGGGGUGAAGGAGGAGAAAAAGAAGAAGAAAAAGAAGUCGGUAGCCGAGGCGGAGCCCGCAGUGGAGGACAGCGGAAAGAAAAAGAAGAAGAAGGUCAAGGAGUGAUGGUGUACCUGCUGCGCUUCACGUGUAUCCCUACAUACAGUGACAUAUGAAUUAACUGAACGACUUCUUGGACGCACGACGGAGGGGGUUUUCGCGUCAACUCGUUUGGGCGCUGUGAAGGAAUCCCCCGCGCACAGCACUUCACCAUGCAACGCGCCUCCCAACGUAACUCCUUACUCGCAGUCGUGUGUUGACCCCGGGGUAGAAGGGUAGUUGUGAAUCGCGUUUCUUUGUCUUCAGAUGUAGGUAUGUUUGGGGUAGUGGGUUUCCGUGGCUUUAGGGGGCUGGACGGGGGCUUCGUAGGUUCAGGGGAGGUGUGGACAGUCGCAGGCAUGUGCUGGUUCUCAAAGUCGUUUGGGACUGAAGUCUCGGUGGGUGGACCUCAGUUUGCUGACCACGCAUGUCCAACUUUCGGCAUGCUUUUGCAAUAUCCACAAAUGGUCAGGCUUGGUACGGAGGUUUAGGCGAGGGGAGGCCUAUUUCUUUGGCUUUGUUGACCGCUGCCUCUUACCGAUGUAACAAGUUGACAACGCUGACGUUAGAUGCGGGAUCAUGGAUGUUGAGGGGUUGACCAUUAAAAGAUGGUACGGUAUGUGCUACACUUCGCAUGGAACUUAUAGUCGCCGAUCAUCAUAAGGAUGUGCAAAAUAAAGGCAGCAAGUGCCGCGCCCGUUUACUAUAUCGGCUGGUUUGCAGCGAUGUUCGUAGCGACGGCGGCAGGGGGGUGAUUAAUUUUCUUCUACCCCGUGAUUAGAAAGGUCAAGGACAGGGGCCCGGACCAACACCCCCUGCCGUACAGGGCCAUGCAGUUGUAAAUUUCGUCAAAUCGCUUCGGAAGACCACCGUUCGACUUUUUUCCAA